AUGACCUCAGGAGCGGAUGAUGCGGAAGAGCAAGGUCUUGAGUCUGAUGAGCUUGACCUAGGAGAUGUUGGCCUUGAAGUCUCCACUGGUGAUCAAUCCGUCGCUGGUGAUGAAUCGGCAUCCUUGCAAGAUGAAGAGGCUGGUUUGGACCAAGAAAUGCCCGUUGAGGAUAACCUUGACGAAAAUGAAGAGCAUGAUGGCCAUGAACAGGUUUCUGAUGGCGAGGGUGUUGAGUCAGAGCUGGAUGAAGAGGUUGAUCAUGAGCAGGUGGACCAAGACGAGGCUCAGAAGGACGACCAGCACGAGCAAGUUGAGCAAGACGGCGAUCAAGACGAGGAGGUUGAACAGGAAGAGUUUGAUCACGGCGAGGUCCAUGAAGACGAAGAUAUCGCAGUCGACGACGAUGUCAUCUCCCAGCCUCAAACCCCCAUCAUUAAAGAUGCAUCAAAUGACGAAGAGACUCGGGCCGAUGUCGACCAGGCGCUGGACUCCCCUCUUCCUUCAACGGAACCAGAGGACUUGGUUCAGGACGACGACGACGCCGUCGAUUCUCAGAGCAUCCCGGAAGAUGAAGAAACCCAGGAGCUCGCCGAUGCCGAGACCCUUUCCGCGCACCAAGAACAUGACGCCGCCGACGAUGACCUCUCCCAGGAGCACAUCUCCGACUCUGAGCAGUAUGACCAAGCUUCCGAGGAUGGAAGCUUCCAAGACAUCAACCAGGAUGAGGUGAUCUCUGACAACUUUCAGGAGGUGGAAUACAGCCUGAAAGAUCCCGAGUCCUCUGAUAAAAAUAGAGAGCGCCCCAUGGGGACCGACCACGAGGAUUUUCAGCCUCGCCAGGACGAGGUCAAUGAUGAUGGGCUUUACGAGCAGGAUUCCCCUGAGGAGGAUUUCUCUCACGAGAACCGACAGGAAAGCGAAUACGUCGCUGAGGAUGAGGAGGCGAACGUAGAGGUGGAUCGGUCUCCCGACCUGGUCGAUGAGACUGUAGAGGAGGAAGCCGUCCAUCAAGAGGAUGUAAACCUGCCAAAAACCAGUACCCCCGAAAACCUUACCCAUGCCGAGCUUUCAGAAGACGACUGCGCUGAAGACGACUACGCGCAUGGUCCGGCUACCCCUACCUCAGACGACGCUUUUCCAGAAGAUACCCUCGAAACUGAAGACGGUGCCUCAGAUGACGAGGCUCGUUCUCCACAUGCUAAAUCGUUUGAUGACGAGUUUCCCGAGGAGGCGGAGACAUCAUAUGAGAACGCCUCUGACGGUAAGGAGGGAUUACUGGGGCAAGACGAUGAUGAAUUCACCCCUGCUGCCUCGGACGACGAGCAAGUUGUGGAUGAAGAUGGCGCCGAGGUGACACCUGAAGACCAAGAAGAGGAUCUUCCAGCGGAAGACUACCCCGCCGACGAAGAUCAAGUCCAAUACGGAGAGGAGGAGGCCCUUGCUGUGGAAGAUGAUGAUUAUCCUCUGGAAGAUGCCGAUGAAGCAAUUGAGGCUGAUCGCUCAUUCGAAAACAGUUCUGUCGACGGAGGUUUCACGCCCCAGGAUUUGACUCCUGUUGAGAGCCCCAUUCGUGACGAGUUCCCAGAGGAUCGAGUUCAGUCUGACGGUGAAUAUCGCGACGAGGACGCUUCUCAGUCCGUUGAUAACGGUCAGGUUCAAUACGAGAAGGAAGCAGCAUUGGAAGACGAGCAUAUCGUUGAGGAGGCUGUUGCCGGCCAAGAAGUCGACUAUUCCUCUGAAACCCAGGAUUUCACUGAUGAAGAGGCACCUGUUGAUGAAGCCCUCUACGAUGAAGAUGCCCAAGACAAUCCCCCGGACAACGAUAAUUUCGUCGACGAGGAUGGCUACGCAUCUGAAGUACCUCCCGCUGAAGACGAGAUUUGCAAUGAAGAGUAUCAACCCAGCGACCUGGAAUACUUCGAUGAAGAUGCCGAGUUUACUAUUGACGAUCAAUACGACGAGGAGCCUGCUCCGGAAGAUGAUGAACACCCCGAAGAUGACCAGCAGCAGUUCACCAAUGGCGAGGAAGAACUCAACACCGAGGCCCUCGACAACGAUGCUCCGCCAUACGACGAAGAUCUCCCCCUUCAGGAAAAUGAGUAUCAGCCGGAGGAAGAGGACUUAAUCGACGGGGAGCGCUCUCUACCUGAGGAUUUCGUCGAAGAAGCUGACGGUGAAGGUUUCGUUGAUCACGACGACUCGGAGCAUUACGACGAAGAAAUCCCUGUUGAAGGCCAAGAAUACGAAGAAGACCCCGCCUACGAAGAGGAAGAGUAUCCGUCUCAAAACGGCGACAACCAGUUUGACGAAGUGGAACCUGUCGAGGACGGCGAGUACGCUGAGGAUGACGCUCAGUAUCAGGAGGAAGCACCCGUCGAUGACGGCGAAUUUGCCGGAGAAGACAACGCCCAGUACGAUGAAGAGGCUCCUUUGGAAGAUGGCAAGUACACCCCACAAAAUGACGAAUUUGUCGACGGUCAACGCUCGCUUGAUGAUGAGGUCUUUGAGGGCGAUGGCAUCCCUGUUGAUGAUCAGCCACUUGAGGACAGGGAGGAUGAGUACUACGACGAGCAGCACGCUAUUGACGACGAGGCUUUUGACGAAGAGCCCGUUGGCGACGAACAGGUCGACGAAGAGGGCUUCGAGGAAGAAGUCUCUGAAGAAGUUGCUCCCGAAGACGAAGCUCAGCUUGAAGAACCUCGAAUGACCGAAGAAGAGCUCCGUGAACUUGAGGAAGCCUUUGACGCCGACUUUCUCAACACCAUCUCUGGUGACUUGGGUGUUCUCGCGAUCCCUGCCGCUGACGAUCACAUCACCUUUGAGGAGCUUCACAAUCAGAAAUGUGCAGAGCCAGAAGGAGAUGGAGAGCCAGAUCCCGAGGCUGAGGAGGUCUUUGAGUGCGAAGCCGACCUCGAAGAGCAACAAGACUUCGACGACCAGGAAGAGUUUGAGGGUCAAGACGAGGAGGAGCACGAAAGCCAAAACAACUUUGAUGAGCAAGAAGACUUCGAAGGCCAAGAGGAUCUCGACGGCGACGGUGAGCGCUCCCUGGAUAUUGAAGAUGAGCAGGAAUAUCUUGAAGAUCAAGAACACUUUGGCGACCAGGGUGAACUUGAUGGGAAUGAGGACCUCGAUCAGCAAGAGGACUUUGACAACCAAGAUGAGUACCAAGACCAGGAAGAGCCCCAAGACGAUCAGUAUUUCGACGACGAUGGCGAGCGUGGGUCGGAUCUUGAGGGGGACCAAGAAGACUUCGACCGUCAGCAAGAUUAUGACGACCAACCGGAAUUUGAUGGCCAAGAGGACGUUGAAGGUCGGGAGGAACUCGACGCACAACCAGAAUUUAACGACCAGGAAGAGGACUUUGAAGGCCAAGAAGAAUAUCAAGGCGAAGAUGGCGAACGCGAUAUCUUCCUCGAAGUCAAGGAAGGACAAGACCUGCUUGAAGAAAACCAAGAAGGUGAAUACCUCUCCGGUCAAGACGAAGCUGCUGAGUUCGAAGACGACUUCAACGAGGACGAGAUUGUCUCUGAGUUGCUCGACGAAGAAGAUGACGACGACCUCUUCACCGUCUACGAUGACGACGAGGAAAAGUUUGCUGUUGAGAAGAAUAUGUAUGCUGUUCUUGAUACUCCUGCUGCGGCGAUGUAUGGUCCGCCUGGUAUGACUCACGACCUUGGCUGGGAUGAGGACGAGGAUGAGGAGGAGUAUGAGGAGGGAGAGGAGGGAGAGGAGGUGUAUGGGGAGGGAGAGGAGGUGUAUGUUGAGGGUGAGCCGUUGGAAGAACCAGAGUAUCUCGAGGAUGGUGAGGGUGAAGUUGAAGAGGGGGAAUUCCUUGACGAGGAAGAUGGUGAGCGGGAGGUUGAUGAAAACGAGAUUGCAGAGGGCGAGGAGGAGUAUGUUGAGGAGGGUGAAGAGGAGGAGUUCUCUGAAGAAGAGUACCUCGAAGUCGAGGAAGAGUACGCUGAAGAGGAAGGCUUUGAAGGGGAGGAGCAAGGUGAGGGCUAUGAUGAAGAGGAUGGCGAGCGCGGCUUGGAUGAGGAGAUGGAAGAAGGUGAGUUUGCCGAGGAGGGUGAGUACAUGGAGCGUGAGGAAGAAGGUGAGUAUGCUGAAGGUGAAGAAGAAGGUGGGUACGUGGAAGGCGAGGAGGGUGAAUAUGAGGAAGGUGAAGAGGGCCAGGGCGAAUUUGAUCCGGAAAUGGACGGUGAGUUUGAGGAUGGUGAGCGUGGUUUGGAUGAUGACGAGUUUAUGGACGGCGAGGGAGAGUAUGUUGAGGAGGGAGAAUUUGAAGGUGAAGGUGCAGGGUUUGCCGAAGGCGACGAAUUUGGCGAAGGAGAGUUUGCUGAGGAUGGUGAAUUUGGUGAGGAGGGCGACUUUGAAGACGGUGAGCGGGGUCUGGACGAGGACUUCGAUGGCGAGGGUGUGGAAGGGGAACAAGAGUUUGCCGAAGGUGAGUACCAGGAAGAUGGUGAGCUCGCCAAUAGUGAGGAAUUCGGGGAUGGAUUCGCAGAUGGCGAGGCUGCUGAGGGUAAAUAUGCUGAGGGUGAAUAUGCUGAGGAUGGUUUGCUGGAAGAAGACUUCACCGAGGAUGGCGAGCGCGGUUUCGAGGAUGAAGAGGCCGGCGAACCGUUCGAGGAGGAGCUUGCCGAGGAGGAAUUCGCCCAAGACUAUCCUGAAGGCGAGCUCACCAUCAUUUCACACAUGACGAAAGACAACUUUGCUAACAAUUCCACAGGUGAUGAGUUCGACGAAGAGAUGGGCGAGGAUGUGGGCGAAGAGCUUGGAGAAGGCGACGAAUAUGCUGAGGAGAUGGGUGAUGAGUUUGGCGAAGAGGGUGAUCGGGGCGAAGAUAUGGAGUUUGGAGAGGAGGAAGAGGAAGUCUCAUUCGGAGAGGAAGCCCCAUUUGAGGAGGAGCCUCUAUUUGAGGAAGAGCCUCCAUUUGAGGAAGAACCUCUGUUUGAGGAGGAGACUCCAGUGGAGGAGGAGGUAUAUGAGGAGGAGCAGAUCAUGGAAGAGGGGUUUGACGAAGACCCAGCUCCCAUGGAUGAGGAGUAUCUGGAUGACCAGGGCCCAGUUGAAGAGUUUGGUGAACCAGAAGAAGCCAUGUACGAGGAUGCCACUCAGGACGAAAUGUAUGACGAAGGCGACCGCACCUUGGAGCCCAUGGAUACCGGUUUUGAAGACGGCUACAGGCCAGAGCCCGCGGACGAACCAGCAUUGAAAGAGCCCUCAUACGACCAGGAGUCCGCCUACGAGCCGGAGCCUGAGCCAGCCUAUGAGCCGGAGCCUGAGCCGGAGCCGGAGCCUGAACCAGCAUAUGAGCCCGAGCCAGAACCAGCAUAUGAGCCCGAGCCAGAACCAGCGUAUGAGCCCGAGUCCGAACCAGCAUAUGAACCCGAACCUGAACCAGCAUUUGAAGCUGAGUUUGACCGUACCUUCGAAGCAGAGCCUGAACCUGAAGAAGUCUAUGAGCCUGAACCAGAGCCGGUAUAUGAACCGGAGCCAGAGCCUGAAGUGUAUGUAGAGGAGGAGAUUGGUGACUAUGGGCCAGAACUGGAACCAGAACCAGAGCUUGAACCCGAACAGCCCAUGGAAGAGGAGUUUGGCGAUGUGGAAGGCGAAGCAUUUGCGGAAGACGUUGACUUCGUGCAAGAGGAUGAUGUGGUAUUCGACGAGGGCUUUCAAGAUGAGGAGCCUGUCGAAGAAGAAUUUGAGGAGCCAGCUGAGGAGUUUUACGAAGAACCAGUGGACGAGUUUUACGAGGAACCGGCUGAGGAGCUGUAUGAAGAACCGGCUGACGAGGUGUAUGAAGAACCGGCUGAGGAGAUGUUUGAAGAAUCCCUUGUUGAAGAGGCGUAUGAAGAACCAGUUGAGGUUUACCAAGAACCAAUUGAGGAGGUUUACGAAGAGCCAGUGGAGGAGGUGUAUGAAGAGCCGGUUGUUGAAGAGUUGUACGAAGAACCCGUUGCUGAAGAGGUGUAUGAGCAGCCUGCUGCAGAGGAGGCUGUUACAGAGGAGCCUGCUGCAGAAGAUGCGUAUGAUAAGCCUCUUCAAGAGGAGUUUGGAGAGCCAAUUCAGGAGGUAUAUGAGGAACAGGGGCCAGAGGUGUACGGGGAGUUAAAUGAGGAGCCUGUUCAAGAUCUAUAUGAAGAGCCAGCUCAGGAUGUGUAUGAGGAGCUGGCCGAGGAAGCCUACGAGGGGCCGAUUCAGCAGGAGAUUGAGGAGCCGGCGCAGGACUUCUAUGAGGAGCCAAGUGAGGAGGUAUACGAGCAGCCUGAUGGGGAGGCAUAUGAGGAGCAUAUUUCACAGCCCAUUGAAGAGGUUGCUGACGAACCUGUCUAUGAUGAUUCUUCUGCGGAGGUUUACGAGGAGCCAGCAUCUCAAGAGGAAGACGGUGAGCCGACAUACGAUGAGCCAUCUCACCACGAACCAGCAUAUGAGGAACCAGCUUCCGAGGAAGAGAUUGUCCAAGCAAACGAGCAAGCCGCUGCAGAAGUAUACCAGGAACAGACUUACGAAGAACCAGACAAUGAACCACCAGUCGAGCAGGUAUCGGAACAGUACGUCGAAGACCAAAUAUACAACGAAGGGACAGAUGAAUAUAUCCAGGAGGACCUCGAAGAGCAACCGCAAGAUGCGACAUACGACGAACCAGCCCAACAGGAUUUCGAUGAGCCAAUUGCUCCAGAUUCCCAAGAGGAGUAUCAGAAUAUGGUCCAAGAACCAAAUCAGGAACAUGGCCAAGUCCCAGUGGAACAAAGCUACGAGGAGCCAGGGCAAGACCUGUAUUCUGGACAAGGCUGGGGAGGUGAUCUGACAGAAGACGAAGCUCCAUACACUGACGAGCAGCCCGAAUAUCAUGAACUUCAUUCCCAACCAGAGGAUGACGUUCUGCCCGUCCACCCCGAACCCACGCCGUCUUAUCAAGGGCCAAUUGACGAUCUCUCGCCUCCCCCAUCCCCACCGCUAAACCAACCACAGCUGGAACCCGAGACCCGGGAGGAUGAGAGCGAGACAAUCAUCGUUUAUUCUGAUGAAGAGGUGGUCUAUCCCGUGGCACAAGAGAUUCAUCAGGCCUUAGAUGAAGAACCUUACAAUCCCGAGGAGACCUCUGGAGAGCCCCAUCACACAGACGAGCAGUUCCCUCGCCCAAUCACCCCAGAUGAUGACAUUUACGGAUCCAAUGCACUCUCUCCAUCCUUCAACAACCAUCUGAAGAGCCCUGCAGUUGCUCCUAACUGGGGACGUGACUCGCAGCUACUAUCUCCAAGACCGCUCACCCCGCCACUCGAAGAUAUGCAACAAGACGUCGAGUAUGUCUCGAGCCCAGUGCCUGGAUGGGAUGCAAGCCAACACAGACCCGUGACGCCGCCUGAUGACCCCCACGAUCACGAGAUGCUCUCACCUCCUACCUUGCAGCCAAGCCCACUGGUCGAUAGUCGAUUCACUUCCACCGAGCACUAUCACCAGGAACAGGACAUCGAGGAAAAAGAUGAUGCUCACGACCAUACGGGCUGGGCUGGUGAGAACGCAAUGACUUCGCCACAAACCCCUGCGGAGGUUGACCACAUAUACCCUGCUGCUUGGCCUAGACCACCAAAGUUUCCCGUUCAACAAAGCACCCGUGGAUUUGCCGCACACCCCAGCCCGAUGGAAAGCGCUCAGUCCCCCGCAGUUGAUACUAACACUUACUUGUCGGAGCCUGAUUCCAUUGGCGACGAUCGACGACUCUCGGAACCUGAGUUUGAGAUCAUAAAUGCGGAUGCCAGAAAUCUCGACACAUACGCCCCGGUUGAGAGUUCUCCAGUCUCCCACCAAAUGUCACCCCAGUCACCACAACGUGUUUCCAAAGACUAUUCUGCCCGCCAAACAUCAGUGUCUCCGGUGCGAGUGGAAUCGGUGGAUUACCAAGUUCCUCAUGAUCGGCCAUCCAUAGAAGAGUACAUGCAAGAUGAACCAGCAAGCCCAUACGAAGAUUACACCUAUGUCCAACCAGAGCAGAUUGCGCAGGAUGGCUACGACCAACAGCAGCCAGAGUAUCAUAGCUAUACAUCAUCACCCGCCAUUAUCGUGCAGGAGGAGAGAGUUGUCGAGCAACAACAAUAUCAACCUCCCCCUCCACCUCCACCUCCAAGCCGCCCACUGAGUCUCUUUCCCAAGCAAACGCACCCAACGGAGCAACAGACUCGAAGUGCCAACCCAGGGCUAAGAUCCAACAGUCAGGACGCAUAUCAGGCCAACGAACCAAUGCAGCUGAACAGUGUCUCGGAUAACAACACUCAGGACGCGGCAACAGCCAAUGUCACUGCUAAGCACGGCGGCAACACCCAAAGGAACCUGUGGCUGCUUCCUCUCAUGGCUACAGCAACGCUUGGAUUUGGCAUGGAAUCACUCGAGGAGCAGUAUCAUACCUCCACCGACAAAUCAUCUGGGUGGACAUUUAAGGGUCUCUUUGGAUUUGGCAAGCAAAAGCAGAGUACCACAGAAACGCCCGGGAGCAGCGGCAACUCUCCGAUUGUCAUGCAGACGGAGCAAUCCUGGCCAGUUUCUCAACUAACGCCUCCCAACGCGACAAGUUCUCGCGGACUGAAUGUUGUGCAAAACAACACUUCACGGACACCUAGCCUAGCGCCUCAGUUGGCCAACGACACCAACGUUGAGGAACCUGCGCCGAAGAAGAAGGGCUUCUUCGCAUGGUUCGGCCGACGCGACAAGACUGUGGUCACCGAUGUUGAAGCCCCCAGUCCGAUCCCUCAAGAGUCAUACGAAAUACAGAACACUCCCCAGGCCCGCGCCAUGGAGCCUACACGACAAAGCGCCAACUUCAGCAACAUAGCAACAGUCGAGCGUGGCCCACAGAAUUCCCAGUCGCCUCAGAUGAUGGCAGUCGAACGGCUACCCGCCGACAAGGUGGACGAAGCACUUAAAAAGCGAGGAUUCUGGGCCCGGUUAUUUGGCAAGAAGUCUCAACUACAAAAACAGUCAUCACGAGCCAGCCCGCGCGAGGCCGUCUCGGGUGGUUCACCUGAUAUCGACGCUCAGCAACCGGAGAAAAGGAAGGGCUUCUGGGCCAGACUGUUCUCUCGUUCCAAGAAAAAGACCCAGUCUACCGACGACAUCGAAAUGGGCAAGAUGAACACCCAGGACGACCAAAUAGCCCGUGUGGGUCGUGUCAAGUCUGGCAGCCCGCAACUCAUGCAAGGUCCAAACAGACGCACUUCCGCGGUUGGGGCCAUUGUUGGACUUAAUGCUCGCCAGCAGCAGACACCUCAGCAAUGGCAACAGACCAUCGCUGAAUACAACGAAACUGAGUUUGACGAGCCACCCAAACCUAAGAAGAAGAGGGGCUUGUUCACUCGUUUAAGAGCGAAGAAAGCAGCUACUGUCAAGAACAAAAACAAGGACAAAGGAAAGGGGAAGGCAGCGCAGAAAACUGACGGAGAGUGGGAAGACAUCGACGAGCAGAGACAUGAGAUGACUCCCCGUCCACCAACUCAACCCAAGCCUGCUAGAGUGAAGAAGUAUGGAGCGGUUGUGGGUAACAGUGAGGGACUUGCGCAGCAGCAUGUCACUGGUCCGAGACAGAAGGAGAGAGGGAGGGCUAGGACGGGCGCGGCGGCUGUUAAUCCGAAGAACUGGUUUUGGAUGGAUGUUUACUGGAAGUAA
Molecule: messenger RNA, 9666 nt
Organism: Podospora pseudocomata
Lineage: Eukaryota; Fungi; Ascomycota; Sordariomycetes; Sordariales; Podosporaceae
Exons: 3
Coding region: 1-9666 (3221 amino acids)
Source: RefSeq, a predicted model, not a curated record